AAUGAACUGGGAGCCUGUGGCUUGCAUAUUGUAUUUAAAGUAGAACGCUGCAUGAAAGACAGCAUCGUUUUUUAAAACAGGUCUCGAAGCGUAGCCAAUUGAAAAAGCCUGUUGUAGUACUGUGACACGCAGUUUACGGAGAUAGCCUUCAUAUAUUUCUCUCAAAUAGUAGGAGGGGCCACAUGACUGUUUCAGGAAAAUAUUUUAAAGCAUAGAUUGAAUAGAUGGGUUAUAACCGAGAUAAAACAGCUGUGGAUAAGUAAUUAAGGAUUCAGCUGACUUCUACAGGAAAAAUUGGGAAGGAAACUGAACUAUGCUAUGAAUAAAUGGCCGUGCUUGUGCAGUGGAACUACAAAAUAUAUAAUCUAACAGAGAAAAUCCACCUCUCAACUGCAGAAAGCAGUCAGGCAUUCAAGGUUGCACCAGCUGGCAGAUUAAAAAGAAGAAAACAGCAACUCUUCCAGCUUCUUAUUAUCAGGAAGAUCCAAACCAAUGGACUGUAUGGAUAUAGAUAUGUUUGAAGGCAUCUGCUCUUCCCAUUACAAGAAUCAUGAAUAAACUGGCAGACCAGCAGGACCACAUGAUACCAUGAAGAGAAGCUUACAGGUCCUCUAUUGCCAACUGUUUAGUGUUCUACUGAUCUUGGCACUGACGGAAGAGCUGGUGUUUUCUGUUCAGGUACUGUCUCCCACUGUGUCCUCCUCUCAGGGCUUCCCGAUGGACACUACCACUGUCACAGCCAUGGGAACAACACCUCGCCACAAAGACCGCCACGUGGCAGAGCCCCUUCCCACCUCCGCUCACACCAUUCCCCAUCCCGUCAGCCUGGCGGAGAAAGCCCCUUCCACCGGGCAGAAGCAAGCGAGCGGCCCUCGCGUCGGCGAAAAGGAAACGUAUCAUUUAUACAACCAGAGUGCUUUGUACUCGGGACAGACUCGCCCCAAGGGGAAAAUAUUCCAGGUUUUCAAAGGCAACUUCACAGAGUCCUCAGAGCCUUACCUAAAGACAACCCUGCACUCUCCCUUCCCUACCCUGAGGAGCCCUUUCACAGACCACACGUUUCAGUCCCAGACUGCAGCAUCCAGCGAUCCGAAUGGCACAGGGCUGGCAAGAACUACACACUCAGACCCUUCUGCCCACCGCAACGCCUCGGGAAGCCUUAGAGAAGCAGAGCGAGGGGACGGGGCCAAGCUAGUGGUGCAGGAGGCAGAUUUUGCCACCGCAACUGCUGGACCAUCAACUGAACCUGAAGCGGUGUCGGUGCCUUUUAAACCCACCCGCUACGGCGUAUGGGAUAUGCUGAGCAAAAACAACUCUUGGGUAACCUUGAAUCUCAGUACAAAUGUCCCUCUGUUUGCUGGCCCUGGAUCUGCAACAGCAGCAGCGGGUCACUCGGUUCAGACCAGUUUCAACGUCAGCAUCUCCUCCCCGGCAGCGGGAGACCCCGAGGGACCCGCUCCAACACAGCAUGGCGUGGUGACUAACGCGACCUCGCUGGGCAGUGCUCUCUCCGCAGCGCCUGCCACGAGGUUGUCCAGCUCCGUUUCCACAGCUGGCUCCACCGCCACUGGGAACUUCCUAAACAGACUGGUUCCUGCCAGCACCUGGAAACCCGGGGUGCAAGGAAACAUCUCCCAUGUCACUGAAGGGGACAAACCCCAGCACAGAGCAACCAUCUGUCUCAGCAAGAUGGACAUUGCCUGGAUCAUUCUGGCUAUCAGCGUACCUAUAUCCUCAUGUUCAGUUCUGCUGACAGUCUGCUGCAUGAGGAGGAAGAAAAAGACAUCUAAUCCAGAAAACAACCUGAGCUAUUGGAAUAAUGCUAUUACCAUGGACUACUUCAACAGGCAUGCUGUAGAGUUACCGAGGGAGAUCCAGUCCCUGGAGACUUCAGAGGAUCACCUCUCCGAGCCGCGCUCCCCUGCCAACGGCGACUACCGCGACAGCGGGAUGGUCCUCGUGAACCCCUUCUGUCAAGAAACACUAUUUGUAGGGCACGAGCAAGUCUCUGAAAUAUGACCCCACAGCUGCCCCCGUGUUGCAGUUUCAUCUCUACUGUCUCCAAAUUACAAAUAAAUAUAUAUAUAUUAUAAAUAUAACCUUUGUGUAACCCUGAAUUACAAGAAAUGUUUUCAGCUUUUCUUUUCUCCCUCAGAAUUGUCAGCCCCUUUUUUUAUAAGUGUGGUAAAACUUUACAGAACAAACUGUGGCUUUAUAAAAUAAAAGUAUU
This is a messenger RNA of Harpia harpyja (harpy eagle), 2230 nucleotides long. RefSeq names its product transmembrane protein 108 (gene TMEM108). The record is from RefSeq and is a predicted model, not a curated record. Gene Ontology annotation, cellular component: axon; postsynaptic density; endosome membrane. Bases 589 to 2019 code for a protein of 476 amino acids. NCBI's taxonomy places the organism in Eukaryota, Metazoa, Chordata, Aves, Accipitriformes, Accipitridae. The transcript is spliced from 6 exons. Gene Ontology annotation, biological process: dendrite extension; postsynaptic density organization; retrograde axonal transport.